Molecule: messenger RNA, 648 nt
Organism: Oikopleura dioica
Lineage: Eukaryota; Metazoa; Chordata; Appendicularia; Copelata; Oikopleuridae
Source: the annotation of a GenBank genome assembly
AUGAAGCUAGUUUCGUUUUUUCUUCUCGCAUCAUCCUCUUCAGCCUUUUACAAACCGAAUCUUCAUCUAACGCUCGUUCCGGCAGAUGUUGGCCCGACUUGGGAGAAAGCUCUGGAGCACUGUUCAGAACGAAAUCAGACGCUGCCGUAUAUUGAAGAUCUGAGCGACCAACUAUUUUUUGUAGAAGAGCUGAAAGCUUUUAUGAAAAUAAGAGCAGAAGAAGCUGGAAAGCCUGUCUCAGAACUACCCGUCUCAUUCUAUAUCGGUUUGAAGCGAGAAGCAGCGGAAUGGAAAUGGAACUACAUGAAGGAGGGCGAGGAUCAAACAACUCAAAUUUGCAACAUGAGUGAGUCGGCAGAAACUUUUUGGGCUCCGUUUUAUCCUCCAGGAGAAUCGGGAACUGAUGGAGAAAAGAACUGUGUGGUCAUGGCCAUCAACACGAAGCAAAACUCCUUGCUCCCCGAUUUUUACGAGGACGAUGCAAAUUGGGUCGCGGAAAAAUGCUUUGGCGGCGCUGGAUUCAGAGGAUACGCUUGUGUAGACCCGCUGAUUGACGAUUCGAAACUUUGCUCUCCCGACGCCGGAAUUUCCAACUCACUUAAUUUCUUUCUUAUUCUAGCUCUUUUCUACCUCUCAACGAGUUCUUGA